AUGGAGACAGGGUUAGUUAAGCCUGAUUUACUUAUGUACAACACAGUCAUAGAUGGUCUUUGUAAAGAAGGGCUUGCAAUUGAGGCAAAAAAAUUAUAUCAUGAAAUGACUGAUAGGGGAAUAUCUCCGGAUAUUGUUACCUACAACUCUCUAAUAUAUGGUUUCUGUUGCAUGGAUCAAUGGUACGAAGCCACGUGGUUGCUAAAUGAAAUGGUGGUAGAAGGCAUCAGACCUUGUAUUUAUACCUUCAAUAUAUUGAUAGGUGCAUUUUGUAAAAAGGGGAGGAUAACCAAAGCUGAGGCAAUAGCUGGUAGGAUGAUCAAAUGUGGUACAAAGGCUGAUGUUAUUACUUACAAUUCUUUAAUGGAUGGGUACUAUAUGAUGAAUAAUGUUGAUGAGUCGAAGAAGGUUCUUAAUAGAAUGAUCAAAAGUGAUGUGUUGCCUGAUGUUUUCAGUUACAGUAUCUUGAUUAAUGGGUUAUGUAAAAUGAAAAGGAUUGGUGAAGCCAUGGAUCUCUUUCAGGAAAUGCAAUGCAAAAGCCUCUGUUGGGGAUCUCUCAGUAGGUUUAUAUGCUUGGUCUCGCAAUCUCCUACCCAUAGUGCCAAGCAGAAGAGGUACGCCUUCCCCAGAUAUUUUUCCCAUUCGCCAAAGCCUAAGAGCAUUGAAGAGGCUAUCUCUUCAUUUCAUAGCUUGCUUCAUAUGAAUCCCCAACCCUCUAUAGCUCGUAUUAAUAAGAUUCUAGGAUCUGUCGCGAAGAUGAAGCAUCACCGAGCUGCUAUUUCCCUUUUCGCAAAAGCAGAAUGCAAGGGAUUCACGCCUUCUUUAGUUACUCUGAACACCUUGAUGAAUUGUUACUGCCAUUUGGGUAACAUGCCUUCUGCUUUCUCUAUUAUAGGGAGGAUUCUCAAGUUGGGCUGUCAGCCAGAUAUAAUAACUUUAAAUACUCUGUUGAAAGGUCUCUGCAUUAAUGAUAACGUUAGAGAAGCCCUUGUCUUUCACAAUGACAUCUUGACAAAAGGAUUUCAGCUAGAUGAGGUAAGCUAUGGCAUCCUGAUUAAUGGCUUUUGUAAAAUUGGAAAAACGUCUGCUGCUCUUGAAUUGCUUCGAAAGAUGGAGACGGGAUUAGUUAAGCCUGAUUUAGUUGUGUACAACACAGUAAUCGAUGGUCUUUGUAAAGAAGGGCUUGCAAUUGAGGCAAAAAAAUUAUAUCAUGAAGUGACUGAUAGGGGAAUAUCUCCGGAUAUUAUUACCUACGACUCUCUAAUACAUGGUUUCUGUUGCAUGGAUCAAUGGCACGAAGCCACGUGGUUUCUAAAUAAAAUGGUGGUAGAAGGCAUCAGACCUAGUAUUUAUACCUUCAAUAUAUUGAUAGGUGCAUUUUGUAAAAAGGGGAGGAUAACCAAAGCUGAGGCAAUAGUUGGUAGGAUGAUGAAAUGUGGUACAAAGGGCGAUGUUAUUACUUACAAUGCUUUAAUGGAUGGGUACAAUGAGAUGAAUAAUGUUGAUGAGUCGAAGAAGGUUCUUAAUAGAAUGAUCAAAAGUGAUGUGUUGCCUGAUGUUUUCAGUUACAAUAUCUUGAUUAAUGGGUUAUGUAAAAUGAAAAGGAUUGGUGAAGCCAUGGAUCUCUUUCAAGAAAUGCAAUGCAAAGGUUUGUUUCCUGAUAUUGUGACAUAUAGUACUCUUAUUGAUGGCCUGUUCAAAUCAGGAAAGAUCUCAAACGUGCAGGAACUUAUUUAUGAUAUGCAUGAUAGUGGUCAUCCACCAGAUAUAGUAAGCUACAAUGUUUUGUUGGAUGGAUUGUGCAAGAGCCAGCGUCUUGAUGAAGCAAUUAUGCUAUUUGAAGAAAUGGGUGUCCUAGGAAAACAACCUGAUAUUUACACACAUACCAUUCUUAUUGGUGGUUUGUGCAAGGAUGGUAAAUUAAAUACUGCUCAACAAGUUUUUCAGUAUCUUUUGGCUAAUGGUCAUCCUCUAAAUGUCCAAGCAUAUACUGCUAUGAUUAAUGGACUCUGUAAAGAGGGCUUGUUUGAUGACGGACGGGCAUUACUUUUUCAAAUGAUUGACAAUGGGUGCCUCCCAAAUUUUGUAACUUUUAAAACAAUGAUUGGAACUCUUUUGGAGAAAGGUGAGAAUGAUAAGGCGGAGAAUAUUCUUCAUGAAAUAGUUGCUAGAGGUCUUCAACGACGAUAA
This is a messenger RNA of Neltuma alba, 2190 nucleotides long. Its product is annotated as pentatricopeptide repeat-containing protein At1g63330-like. The transcript is spliced from 3 exons. Lineage: Eukaryota; Viridiplantae; Streptophyta; Magnoliopsida; Fabales; Fabaceae. Bases 1 to 2190 code for a protein of 729 amino acids. The record is from RefSeq and is a predicted model, not a curated record. Gene Ontology annotation, molecular function: protein binding; mRNA binding.